UGCCAUCCAGCCAUCGUGACCCCCCCACCUUCCAUGAUCUGGGGGGCUGGGUCCUACCUGAUCACAUCCCCUCCUUUAGGCCACAGAGAAAGUCACAAUCAACAUUCAUUGUUGUCGGUGGGUUGUGAGGAGGAGGCCAGACCCACCGAGGGAUGAAUGUCACUGUGGCUGGGCCACACACAGCCUGAGGGGAGUGGGCUGGGGGACAAGACCCACCAUGGGUUCCCCCCAAAUUGCUCAGCCUGUACCUUGCCCUGACCCCAGCCUCUCACCACUUGGGAGGGCUGGGGUCUGGGGUCCUAAUGGACACGAGCUGGAUUUGGGGAGGAAAUCCUGGAGGGUUGGAGGGGCUGGACAGCUAAAAACCCUUCUGGAAGCGGUGAUGAGCUCUGCUCCCUGAGGCUCUUGAAAGAAUAAGUGAAGGGUCCUCUUCUCUGUGUCCAAAUCCUGGGCUCAGCUUUCUCACCCUCCUUGCCCACACCCUCCAUUGCCCACCUAGCACCUUGGUGCUGCUGAUCACUCCCCCUGCAUGUCUGUGCCCCACUCCUGGGCACACUCCAUCCUCCUGAGGCUGACUGAGCUCUCACUUGAGGGAGGGAAGAUCAAGACUGGCGAGUGCUGGGGGUCCUCCCAUUAGCCCAGCCUGGCCUCUGCUCUCCCCAGCCUCCCCAUUUCACCCCCUCACCACCCCAGGGACAGAACAGGCUGCCUGGCCAGCACCUAGCCUUGGGGGCUCCAGUAAGGAGAUGGGGGAAGGCAGACUUUUGUGUUAGUCUUUGUGAACAGCCUUAGGGGCAGGUGGCUUCAUACCUCAGUUUGUUCAUCCAUUAAGUGGGGGACAAUAGGUGUGAAAACACCCCAAGGCAGACCAGAGCUGGGGGCUGAGGGCCAGAUACCAUCCUCCUUCCAGGGACAUCUGGAGAAUCUGCAGGUGUCCCCCAUCCAGUCCCCCCCCCCUCCCAUUCCCCAAAGGCCCAGGGGCACCUGACCCUACCCCCAGCCCAGGGAAGGAAGAAAGCAAUUACUAAGUUACAGGUUAAGUCAAUGCUUGCCUUGAGGGCGGGGCUUCCAACACUAUCCACCCACCCACCCCAAACCCUGUGGGGCAGGGUGGCAGGCCUCCUCAAAGGAGGGCUUGGGGGUAGCCCUCCAAACACCCUCUGGGUGGGGUAUGUGGCUCUAAAUUGCAGGUGCCCCCUGCAGACUGUGUCCUGUAUCCCCCUUGCCCCACUCAGAGACCAAACAUCUCCUUGGCAGGUGCAUUUACAGGGAGCAGCAGCUAGCCCCCCUGUGACAAUAAGAAGUCUCCCACAGGCUAUUCCUCCCCCUUCACAAUCCCUUGGAGGUAUAAGGAGGGACUGACAGCCCAGACUCCUAGGCUCCAGAGAGGGGAAGGGAGGGGCAGGGAGGAAGUGGAGAAGGACGAGCUUGGGGCAGGCAGGGUUUCUCCUCUCUCUGCCCCAACGCCUGGCACAUAUUGCCCAGCCAUGGGGACCUUCGACCUGUGGACAGAUUACCUGGGUUUGGCACGUCUGGUGGGGGCUCUGCGUGGGGAAGAAGAGCCUGAGACCAGGCUGGACCCCCAGCCAGAACCAGUGCCAGGACCAGGGGAUCCGAGGUCUAGCCCGGAACCCUCACCAGCUCCAGAACGCUUGUGCUCUUUCUGCAAACACAACGGCGAGUCCCGGGCCAUCUACCAGUCCCACAUGCUCAAGGACGAGGCAGGCCGGGUGCUGUGCCCCAUCCUUCGAGACUACGUGUGCCCCCAGUGCGGUGCCACUAGAGAUCGAGCCCACACCCGCCGCUUCUGCCCGCUCACCGGCCAAGGCUACACCUCUGUCUACAGCUACACCACCCGCAACUCUGCAGGCAAGAAGUUGGCUCGGUCUGACAAGGCGAGGACACAGGACUCCAGUCACCGUAGAGGAGGAGGAGGAGCCAGUGCAGGUUCCAAAGGUGCCAGGAAGUCGUCGUCGGGACCUUCGCCUUCUUCCUGCUACCCCUCCAAUUCUGCCUAGAGGGCAGGUGCGGGGAGGACGCCCGGGAUACCGUCUUCCCCAAGCCUGGGGACUCCUUGAAGGCUGGAUUUCAGGGAAGAUGCAUCAGGCAAGGACCCUCCCCUGCACCCCUCCCCCAGCCUGGGCCUUGAAUGAGGGAGCAGCGCCAGGAAACACGACCCAAAGAGCCCUGUGAGGAAGGAGGUGGCCCCGGGAAAACCUGCCCUCCCUCCCCAACCCUGGGGGCCCAGUCAGCUCUCAAUAAAUGCUAUGAAUGGA
Myotis davidii is the source of this 2276-nucleotide messenger RNA. It is a transcript of the gene NANOS3, whose product is annotated as nanos homolog 3 (Drosophila). The transcript has 2 exons. Gene Ontology annotation, biological process: negative regulation of translation; oogenesis. NCBI's taxonomy places the organism in Eukaryota, Metazoa, Chordata, Mammalia, Chiroptera, Vespertilionidae. Gene Ontology annotation, molecular function: zinc ion binding; mRNA binding. Gene Ontology annotation, cellular component: perinuclear region of cytoplasm. Bases 1488 to 2018 code for a protein of 176 amino acids. The record is from RefSeq and is a predicted model, not a curated record.